This is a messenger RNA of Synchiropus splendidus (mandarinfish), 3830 nucleotides long. RefSeq names its product flotillin-2a. The transcript has 11 exons. Lineage: Eukaryota; Metazoa; Chordata; Actinopteri; Syngnathiformes; Callionymidae. The record is from RefSeq and is a predicted model, not a curated record. Gene Ontology annotation, biological process: protein localization to plasma membrane; regulation of myoblast differentiation. Bases 135 to 1433 code for a protein of 432 amino acids. Gene Ontology annotation, cellular component: plasma membrane.
UCUUGUGACGCGGGCGUGGAGAGCUGCUGUGGUGGGUGUGAGUGUGGCACCGAGAGAAAAAUAAAGUGGUUAGCACGCAGUUUAUACGGCAUUAUAGCAUAUCGAACGGCCGCUGUCAAUUUCUUUAAUCCAAAAUGGGAAACUGUCACACCGUUGGACCCAACGAAGCGCUGGUGGUUUCAGGUGGCUGCUGUGGUUCUGACCAGAAGACAUACGUGGUGGGUGGCUGGGCCUGGGCCUGGUGGCUUAUCUCGGACAUCCAGAGAAUGUCUCUGGAAGUUAUGACCAUCCUCUGUCGCUGUGAGAAUAUCGAAACCUCGGAGGGUGUUCCCCUGGAUGUUACAGGGGUGGCUCAGGUUAAGGUGAUGACUGAGAAUGAACUGCUGGGUUAUGCCUGCGAACAGUUCCUCGGGAAGUCAGUCAUGGAGAUCAAGAGUGUCAUCCUUCAGACACUUGAGGGUCACCUCCGCGCCAUCCUUGGUACACUGACAGUUGAACAGAUUUACCAGGACAGAGAUAAGUUUGCCACUCUUGUGCGGGAGGUGGCAGCACCGGACGUUGGUCGCAUGGGUAUUGAAAUUCUCAGCUUCACCAUCAAGGACGUGUAUGAUAAAGUGGAGUAUUUGAGCUCACUGGGGAAAACUCAGACUGCUGCAGUGCAGAGAGACGCAGACAUUGGUGUGGCUGAAGCUGAGAGAGAUGCUGGUAUACGGGAGGCAGAGUGCAAGAAGGAGAUGAUGGACGUCAAGUUCCUUGCGGACACAAAGAUGGCCGACUCCAAGCGUGAAUUAGAAAUGCAGAAAGCUGCCUUCAACCAAGAAGUGAACACCAAGAAAGCAGAAGCUCAGCUGGCGUAUGAGUUGCAGGCAGCCAAAGAGCAGCAGAAGAUUCGACUGGAGGAGAUAGAAAUAGAGGUGGUGCAGAGAAAGAAGCAGAUCACGAUUGAGGAGAAGGAGAUCGAUCGAACUGAUAAGGUGCUGAUAGCUACUGUGAAGAGACCUGCCGAGGCUGAAGCCUACAAAAUGCAGCAACUGGCUGAGGGACAGAAAAUAAAGAAGGUGCUGACAGCCCAGGCAGAGGCUGAGAAGAUUCGCUGCAUUGGUGAAGCUGAGGCUGCCUCCAUUGAAGCCGUGGGCAAAGCCGAGGCUGAGAAGAUGAGACUGAAGGCUGAUGCCUACCAGCAGUAUGGUGAGGCUGCCAAGACUGCUUUGGUGCUGGAAGCUCUGCCUAAGAUUGCAGGUAAGGUGGCCGCCCCACUGGCCAAGACAAAUGAGAUUGUGAUUCUGAGUGGAGAAGGAAACCGUGUGACUGGAGAAGUGACCCGUCUGCUGGCUGAGCUGCCAGUGUCUGUGAACGCCCUGACAGGUGUUGACCUGACUAAGAUCCCUCUGCUGCAGAAGAUGGCGGGCCAGCAGAGCCAGGUGGCCGUCUGAAGAAUCUGACUGAUUCCUCUACAACAUGCCAUAUUUCUGCCUCAAGCGUGAAAGCAGUUUCUGCCCACUGCCCUGGACCACAAACUCCCAAAGUGUUGAUUCAAAGAGGUUUUUCAUUUGUUGUGGGAGAAGACAACUGCCUUACUCCUGAAGGACCAGAUGCAUGCUUCAGACUUUAGUUACACUGGUCAUUUCAGUACACUGGUCUCUGUAGUGAACUCUUUAGCUUUUUACUGCUACUAGGUUUUUAUUUAGACAACACUAUCAGGGUCAAUUUCAUAAUGAGUUAUUUUUUGUUGCCGGAAUGUUGGCAUUUCCUUUUACACAAGGACACCCUUCUUAUUCUCUGUUUUAUAAGACAAACCACUGAGACAACUCAAGCCUUGCUUUAUGUGUCAGCCGCUAAAAUCGUGAACACACUGUGACAUCAACGCCGGGGCUUUGUCAUCCCCUGCCACCUGCAAUGUAUGUUAGCUGCUUGUUUUCUUGCUCUCAUAUAUAUAGUGCCUGCUCACCACUCAAGUGCCCAAUCCUUUAGGACGGUAGGUUGGCAUUGGUUAGUUUUCCUCAAGAGAGUAAACAUACCACCGUGUCGCAUAGAUGGACAAUAGUAUUCUUCAGUUCUUAACCAGUGUACUUUGCUAUUACUAACAAGUGUGGACGUUACAUGUUGUGCACGUUUUUCUAUCAUUGAAGUAUACCGCUCAGAAACUAUAACAGUCAUACAUGAAUACAGAUAUUAGCCUUAAACCAAACGCUGGACUUCCCCAGAGCUUCCUGCUCAGGGUCAAAGCUUUAUUUAGGUUUGAAUGUACUGUUAAUGUUUUGUACCACAUCUUAUAGCUAUAUAUAGAUAUAUAUAUACAUAACUGAGAUUGAUCACACUACAUUACAGGUAACUAGGUCUGAAAAUACAUGUAUGUGUAUGUGUGUAUAUAUAUAUAUACACACACACAGUCUACAGAUUUUAUUCUACAGCUUAUAUAGCUUCAGAAUGAGAUUGAUCACUACCAUGUGUGGCUGUUUUGGAAAAUAGAGAGAAUAAAUACCUCUGGAAAACUAUCAACUUGUUUUUAUUAACCUCAAUUGAGCCUGUUAUAAUUGACUUUUUGGGAGCUUUUUCAAAUAUUAUUUGAAAUAUUGACCUAUGAUAUUGCUGUUCCUAAAAGCUGUAGACUGAAAUCAUUUAGAGAUGAAGGCCGACUGUUACAGAAAAAAAAAAUAAAAAAUCGACCGUGUCUUUGCAUUUUUUUUUUUUUUUUUUUUACAUUCCUAAAAGCGCGUCCACCACGUCCCCAAAACUAAUGAAGCAAAACAUCAGGUCCAGUAUGUGCUGCUUGUGGACGACAAACACAAUUUAUAGUCACUGAGCGCCAUCACUGUUUACUCAAUGACUUUCAGUAGAAACACGCCCUCAAAUGUCGCUCAGAUUAAAGUCACUGGUGUCCACCACAUGCUUGUGUAAAAGUCAUGCAGUUAUGUAGCAUGAGGCGCCUGAAGAUUCCCACCUGCCAGGCAUUUAAAACCAUGAAAGCUGGGUGGCUUUUGCUCAACGACAGCGCUCCAUCUGCUGACAGCCAGGGCGUCAUGACAGGGGAGAAAUCCACAACCUCAUGUUGUGGUGUUGGUGUGUGGCUGAAGAGGGUGACACUGAAGUACACUAAUGCAAAGAUUAGUUUUGCAGAAUGGGUGUUAAGAUGGGAAGAUGCAGCAUGCUGGGUUAAAAUGCUGCGAGAACUGGCUGAAACUCCUGUCAUCAAAUGACAUGAUGUAGAAACUUCGGUCAUUUACUGAGAUCUGCUUCACACUAACCAUCAAACAUUUAGUGCCGACCAUCGGUCGGAGUAUAUUGAUGCAGUUGGCAUUUUGAGAUUGAGGAAACGCAUCCUGUUACCUCAGUGGCUACACUAACGUCUGAUCAUCUUGUACAUUGUUGUUCAGUCUGUAAAUGAGAAUUCUCAAAUAAACUUGUUUUCCUGGCCAACACUAUAUGAAGAAAAUAUAUUUCAGUAUGCACUUGUAAAGGACUGUUUCAAGACUGUCAAAUGGAACAAAGUCGUAAGUCAUAAGUGUUAUAUUUUUUUACCUGCUGGGACAAUAUGAUGCCUGAUGAAGCUUCAUUUAAACCAGCUUUAUUUUAUUCAUCCAAAAGUAAAAGAGCAUUGAAAUAAUCUAAAAGGUGUCAAUUGAAGAGUUAUUGUGCUUCAUGUAGCGUCAUGUGAGAGAAAGUGGAUAAAGACCUUUGCCUUAAAUCUUCAUCGUGAUCAUGAUGUUUGUCAGUUAGUCAUGGCUGAUACGGAUUUCUCUUUUCAUGUACCAAUAACCUGUGGACAGUUGGUCCAGCGUGGCACUGUACUCGUGUAUGUCAUGCUACCCUGUGUUAUCAUGUAAUAAAUG